AUGGAGGUUCAAGUUAUCUUUGUCCUUUCCCUGGCCGUUUUCUUCUUCUAUGAGGCUCAAUCAUCUGUAUUCGCGUUCAAGAACAACUGCCCUUACACUGUGUGGCCCGGCACUCUUGCAGGUGCCGGUCCUCAGUUAUCCUUGACCGGUUUCGAGUUAGCCUCACAGGCCUCAUCGACCUUAAAUGUUCCACAGCCUUGGUCCGGCCGUUUUUGGGGUCGAACCAAUUGCAACAUUUCCGAUGGAAAGUUCCAAUGCGCCACCGCCGACUGCGGGUCUGGUGAAAUUACAUGCAACGGCGCGGGUGCAAUCCCUCCAGCGUCUUUGAUAGAGUUCACCUUAGCACCAAACAAUGGAAACGAUUUUUAUGAUGUUAGCCUCGUCGAUGGCUUUAAUUUGCCUGUUUCAGUUACCCCACAGGGCGGAUCGUGGAAUUGCAACGCCACAGGUUGCGCCUUUGAUAUCAACGCAGUUUGUCUCUCGGAAUUGCAGGUUAAGGGAUGGGGAGGUGAUGUUAUCGCCUGUAAGAGCGCGUGUUUGGCGUUUAAUCAGCCGCAAUAUUGUUGCACCGGUGCUUAUAGUUUGCCGACGACAUGCCAGACAACAGAAUAUUCCCAGUUUUUUAAGAGCAAAUGUCCCAAGGCAUAUAGUUAUGCUUAUGAUGAUAAAACCAGUACAUUUACAUGCACCGGUGGAACUAAUUAUCUCAUAACCUUUUGCCCUUGA
This is a messenger RNA of Hibiscus syriacus, 726 nucleotides long. RefSeq names its product thaumatin-like protein 1b. The record is from RefSeq and is a predicted model, not a curated record. Bases 1 to 726 code for a protein of 241 amino acids. Gene Ontology annotation, cellular component: extracellular region. The transcript is spliced from 2 exons. Lineage: Eukaryota; Viridiplantae; Streptophyta; Magnoliopsida; Malvales; Malvaceae. Gene Ontology annotation, biological process: defense response.